This is a messenger RNA of Entamoeba dispar SAW760, 582 nucleotides long. RefSeq lists its product as uncharacterized. Bases 1 to 582 code for a protein of 193 amino acids. The record is from RefSeq and is a predicted model, not a curated record. Gene Ontology annotation, molecular function: GTP binding; GTPase activity. The transcript is spliced from 2 exons. Lineage: Eukaryota; Evosea; Mastigamoebida; Endamoebidae.
AUGACUGAAAACAAACACAAAAUAGUUAUGGUUGGUGAUUUUUCUACAGGUAAAACUUGUAUGUUAAUUAGACUUUCACAAAAUUUCUUUGAUACUCAACAUAAUCCAACUAUUGGAGCAUCAUUUUUAAAACAAGUAAUUGAACUUGAGAAUGGAAAUAAAGUUGAAAUGAACUUAUGGGAUACAAGUGGAGAUGAAAGAUUUAGAAGUGUUAUGCCUGUUUAUUUUAGAGGAGCAGAUUGUGCUAUUAUUGUUUAUGAUGUAACUCGUCGUGAAACAUUUGAAAGUUUAGAUUAUUGGAUUGAUUUAACACGUAAAAGUGGAGGAGAUGAUAUUGCUAUUGUUCUUGUUGGUGCAAAAUGUGAUUUAAAAAAAGAAGUUAGUGAUGAAGAUGCUCAAAACUAUAGUAAACGUGUUGGGUAUCCACUUAUUUUAUGUUCUUCUUAUAGUGGUGAAAAUAUUACAAAAGCAUUCCAAACUGCUGCUUCAUCUAUAAAAAAGUCUACUCUAUCAAUUUCAAAUAACUCAAACGUUAGUAUUAAUACUUCAUCAUCAAAUAAAAAUGAAGGAGGAUGUUGUUAA